Molecule: messenger RNA, 882 nt
Organism: Rosa rugosa (rugosa rose)
Lineage: Eukaryota; Viridiplantae; Streptophyta; Magnoliopsida; Rosales; Rosaceae
Product: putative germin-like protein 9-2
Exons: 1
Coding region: 58-684 (208 amino acids)
Cellular component (GO): cell wall
Molecular function (GO): manganese ion binding
Source: RefSeq, a predicted model, not a curated record
AAGUACCACAUCCAACAAUACAAAUCACAUUAUAAUACAACUAUACAAGUCAAUCAAAUGGCCUCGAGAACUUCCACCCUCAAAUUCUUCGCAUUACUAAUCUGUUCUCUUGCAAUCGCCGAAAUGGCAAUGGCUGGAGAUCCAGAUAUUCUUAGUGACUUCAUUGCGCCUCCAAAUGGAACAGUAGAUGGAAACUUCUUCACAUACACUGGCAUGCGUGUUGUCUUUGAAGAAGAUGAGCCCAAAAACUUCACAGUUCUGAAGGCAACCUCCGCUGAGUUCCCUGCCCUUAAUGGUCAGAGUGUUUCAUAUGCAGUUCUUGAAUUCCCAUCUGGCACUACUAACCCACCUCACACUCAUCCUCGCUCUGCUGAGCUCCUCUUCCUUGUUGACGGUACCCUUGAAGUUGGCUUUGUCGACACAAAAAACAACCUCUUUACUCAGACUCUUCAGGUAGGUGACCUGUUUGUUUUUCCUAAGGGACUUGUUCACUACCAGUACAAUGCCGAUUCACAAAACUCGGCUACAGCAAUUUCUGCUUUUGGAAGUGCAAGUGCAGGAACUGUGUCAAUUCCUUCCACUUUGUUCGCCACCAACAUCGAUGACAAUGCCUUGGCUUUGUCCUUCAAGACUGAUGUAGCUACAAUUCAACAGCUUAAGGCUGGUCUCGCUCCCAAGCUAUGAGGAGAAGAUUAUUAUAAGUAGUUUAAUUAGUAUUGCUUGGUAGUUCUGUUUUACUUGUUAUGAUUUUCCAAUUUUAAUAAAUACCCUCAAUAAGCUGGAAGGGUAUUCAGCAACAUGUGUUACUGUUAUAAAGUGUUAAAAACAUUUCUCACAAUUCAUUUAUAAUCAAUUAUAUAGAUCCACUUUUUGUUCGAUCUA